This is a messenger RNA of Asparagus officinalis (garden asparagus), 1391 nucleotides long. RefSeq names its product methyltransferase-like protein 13. The coding region runs from base 175 to 957 and encodes 260 amino acids. The transcript has 7 exons. NCBI's taxonomy places the organism in Eukaryota, Viridiplantae, Streptophyta, Magnoliopsida, Asparagales, Asparagaceae. The record is from RefSeq and is a predicted model, not a curated record.
UUUGACGGAUAAUACGGAAUCGUUGAAGAUUAGAGGGACUAAGAUAAAAAUAACCUUCUUUUUUUUGAUAUUUUAACUUUAAUUUUACUAAUUAAAUCUCAAUUUCCUCUUCCUCGUCUUUCUUAUAUGAAUAAUUUUUAGCGGGAGCUCGAUCUAAGGAUUCUCCAGUUGGCCAUGGUUGAAGAAAGCAAUAGCAGUUGCAGUUCCAUGGCGUCGUCAGCUAUCGACCCAGCUCCCAAGUCCGCUUCCUCCUACUUAGAUCCUCACUACUGGGACGAGCGAUUCGCAGUGGAAGAUCAUUACGAAUGGUUGAAAGAUUACUCCCAUUUCCAACACCUCAUCCGCCGCCACAUCAACCCCUCUCAUUCUGUUCUGGAAUUGGGUUGUGGGAAUUCAAGGCUGUGUGAAGAUCUGCUGAGCGAUGGAAUCACCCAGCUCACUUGCAUCGACCUCUCUUCUGUCGCUGUUCACAGGAUGCAAAAUCGAUUAUCCGAUAAAGGCAUCAAAGAUAUCAAAGUGCUUCAGGCGGAUAUGCUAGACCUACCCUUUACAAAUGAAUGCUUCGAUGUUGUCAUUGAGAAAGGAACCAUGGAUGUCUUGUUCGUGGAUAGUGGUGACCCAUGGAAACCUCAUCCUGAGACAGUACGCAAGGUGAUGAAAAUGUUGGAGGGUGUUCACAGAAUUUUGAAACCAGACGGCAAAUUCAUUUCCAUAUCCUUCGGACAGCCACACUUCAGGCGUCUGCUGUUCGAAGCACCAUCUUUUACCUGGUCCAUUGAAUGGAAUACAUUUGGAGAUGGAUUCCAUUAUUUCUUCUACGCCUUGCAGAAGGGCAGAAGGUCACUAAAGAGCAACGAAUGCUGCAAUCAUGUUUCUAUUAGGCCAUCCUUUAAUAUGCUACAUGAUGAACUCGAAGAUGAAGAUUACUUAUUCAGGACAUGCGUGGAUGAAUAUUGAAUUUCACCCAGUUGAAGGAUUUCGAAAUCACAAAUCAAAUGAGCGAGUAUGCUGAAGAGCUAGGAUUAUUCGUCUUUGGUCAUGCUGGAAAAGUUGAAAGUUGGGGUUGAGAAGGGAAGUGAGGAAAAAAAGAAACAAAAGUUAGGGUGGUCGCGUGUAGUAUUUUCAUGUCAGCAAAGUAGGCUGCUACAUGGAAAAUGAAUGCUCCUGUCUCAGAAUAAUCUGCACGCGAGUCUUCUAAAUUUUAGUCGGGGGAUAUUUGUACCGAAACUUUAUUUACUUGCUGUUUCACUUUCAUCGAAAUGGUCCCACAUUAUUAUUGUUGUUGUACGAUACAGCAGUAAAUUAGGACAGAGGUUCAUAUAUCUGUUUGGCUGUAGUUUUGACUGCAUCAAAGAUUUUGUCAUGAUUUGGAUAGAAUGAUCGUCAUGGGA